GGCCGGCACGCCGGAUAGUCGUGUGUGGGGCGCACUCGUCCAACUUCUUCGCGAACUACGUGUAUAAAAACUAAUCAAGUUUAACAAGUAUACUAAUUUAAGAAAAACUUUAGUCCUUACUAAGUGACGUAACUGUACUCUUUUGACCAAUAAAGUGCACAUUUUUUAUUUGACUUUGUGUGUGGUUUGAUUUUUUGUGUAUCUGCAACGUGUUUGGUUCAACGGACUACAGAGGAGAAUCGAAAAGAAUGUCAACGAACUAAUUAUAAUAAAAACGUUUAUCAUUUAAAUACUUUUUGGUCUAGUGUGGUGUAUUAACAAUGUACGCGAACAUCCGGACUAUAGGGACGUUGUCCCUUGUGGUACGGUGGUGCGUAUUCGUGGUUGUAGGAGUGGGGUGGCAGGUUCAAUCCCAAGCUCUGCAACAGAACAAUGAAGUGGACAGUUCUUAUAAUUUCUACUACGAACAGCCAUGCUGUGCUGGUGGUGUCAGUAAGAGCAAAUAUCAUAACAGGCACAGGCGAGAUCAUGUCCGGGAAUUCUCUUGUGGCACUCUCUACUACAGAACUUUCUUCGUGGACUCCAAGAGAGACGCACUCUAUGUCGGAGCCAUGGACCGAUUAUAUCGACUGAACAUGAAUAAUAUUAGCGCAUCACAUUGCGACAGAGAUGCCAUAAAUUUGGAGCCCAGCAACGUCGCGCAAUGCGUGUCCAAAGGAAAAUCGGAGCACUUCGAUUGCCGAAACCACAUCCGCGUGAUUCAGCCUAUGGGUGAUGGCAACCGGCUAUACGUCUGUGGCACCAAUGCGCAUAGCCCUAAGGACUGGGUCCUCUACUCCAAUUUAACCCACCUGCCGAGACACGAGUAUGUCCCAGGCAUCGGCAUGGGAGUCGCCAAGUGUCCCUUUGACCCAGCUGACAAUUCUACAGCUCUUUGGGUCGAGAGAGGUAACCCAGGAAACCUACCAGCUCUGUACUCUGGCACCAAUGCGGAAUUCACCAAGGCAGAUACUGUGAUCUUCAGGACUGAUCUCCACAAUCUUACCACAACGCGAAUACAAUAUUCUUUCAAAAGAACUUUGAAAUAUGACUCUAAAUGGCUUGACAAACCUAACUUCGUGGGAUCCUUCGACGUCGGGGAGUAUAUCCUGUUCUUCUUCCGGGAGACGGCGGUGGAGUACAUCAACUGCGGCAAGGCUGUGUACUCGAGGGUCGCUCGAGUAUGCAAACGAGAUACUGGCGGCAAGAACAUUCUCAGCCAGAACUGGGCUACAUACCUUAAAGCGAGACUCAAUUGCAGUAUACCUGGAGAGUUCCCCUUCUACUUCAAUGAAAUACAGAGCAUUUACAAAGUACCAGGGGACGAUAGCAGAUUUUACGGCGUAUUCACAACUGCUUCUACCGGCCUCAUGGGAUCUGCAGUCUGCACUUUUACUAUCGGAGAUAUCCAGAAAGCCUUUGAAGGGAAAUUUAAAGAACAGGCUACUUCCAGUUCCGCUUGGCUCCCAGUUAUAAGCAGCAGAGUGCCUGAACCUCGACCAGGGACUUGUGUCAAUGAUACUUCAUCUUUGCCUGAUACAGUGCUAAAUUUUAUAAGAUCGCAUCCACUGAUGGACAGCGCAGUGUCACACGAAUACGAGAAGCCAAUCUACUACAAGCGAGACCUGUUCUUCACGAGACUAGUCGUGGACCGCGUCAAGGUCGAUAUGAUGGGGCAUCAGUUAGACUACACUGUUUAUUAUGCAGGCACGAACGAGGGUAAAAUCCACAAAAUCGUUCAAUGGACCCGCAACGGCGACAGCCAAUCAGCAUUGCUCGACAUCUUCGACGUCACGCCCGGUGAACCCAUCCAGGCAAUGGCCCUUUCUCGAACCCAUGGGUCACUGUACGCGGCUUCCGAUCGACGAGUAUUGCAACUACGACUGGCGCUAUGCGCGCGGCGCUACGACGCAUGCGUGAGGUGCGCACGCGAUCCUUACUGCGGCUGGGACCGUGACGCCGGCGUCUGCAGAGAAUACAUGCCUGGACUCAUUCAAGAUGUAGCAAACGAGACAGCGGAUAUCUGUGAUAGUUCAAUCUCACGCAAGAGCGUGUCAGCUACAUGGGGACAAAGCUUGCACCUCGGCAGCUUCGUCAAAAUGCCCGAAGUACUGCACCCUCGCGCCGUCUCCUGGUACCAUUAUUCUAGAGACAAGGGACGUCACCCAAUUACCUUCAACAAACCAGAGAAAUAUAUAGAGACGUCAGAGCACGGUUUGUUGAUAAUAUCGGUGACCGAAAAUGAUGCCGGGCGAUACGAUUGCUGGCUCGGAGGGUCUUUGCUCUGCUCGUACAAUAUUACUGUGGAUACACACAGAUGUUCACCACCAGAAAAGAGCAACGAAUAUCAGAAAAUAUACUCCAAUUGGUGUCAUGAAUUCGAAAAAUAUAAAAGUGCUAUGAAAACGUGGGAAAGAAAACAAGAACAAUGCUCGCGGCAAAAUGACUCCAAUCAGAACACGCACCCCAAUGAAAUCGUGUGAUAGCUUCUUAACAUCGCCUAUCUCAUGUUUCAAUCGGUUAACUACUAUGCGGGAGCUAUCCCUAUUCCGUAUGUAUCAGCUGGCCUCAAAUACUUUAACAUAUUUGCGUGAAGAAAUCCGCAAAAUAAAGUGAUGUAAUGACGACUCUGUGCAAGUGUUGAGCUCAAUAUGUGUAUGCAAUUGUGACUCCACUAGCUUUUGUAAGGACAUGAAAGUGAAAUAAAAAUUGAAAAUAGUAAUCGUUCCGAACAUUGAGAACAUGAGAAGGUGAUUGAUUAUUUAAAUAAACAUUCAAAAUUUUUAUGGACAUUUUAUUAUUAAUAUUAGAGGAACGAUUAAAUGAGCGUUGUGAGUUACGUUGUUGGAAAUGGAAUGUAAAAAUUUAGGAAUCGAAAUAUUGAAAUUGUAAGUACGCUUUGUUUGUUGGGUAAGAGGUAUAGAGAAAUUGUUAGAUUUAUGGAACGUAACUAUUUUCGUAACCGCUCGUUAUUCGUACGAGUGUUUAUGCAUUUAUUAAUUGUACUUGUAUUGUUUAAGAAUAAAUUUUAUUUGGGUAGUAAUUUUUUACAUUAAAGGUUCUAAUUCAAGUUGUUUAAGCCCUAAUUUCGUGUUUGUAUCGUCUUUCGGUGUUGAUAAACUUUUUUUUUAUAGACAAAAGUAUCAAGAUCAUUAUCCCUUACUCAUAGACUAAUGAGUCUAAAGAUACGUGCGGCCGCGAGUAUAGCGCGGUGGCCCUAAUUUGAAAUCUCCGAGGGUUGUGGGAGGGUUUGCCUCAUUAUUUUUCCCCUAUUUGUGUAAAUAGUUACCUAAUUUCAUUUCGACUGUACCUACUAAAUGUAAGUGUACGUAUAGCAUGCACGUCCCUUAUUGUAAUGAAUAUAUUUUAAGCCUGUGAUAUAUUAAGAAAACUCAUUUAGAAAAUAUAUUUUAAGUACCAAUCGGGACUUUUAGGACCUAAAUUUGUCACAAAAAAAUUUAGAGUUAUUCCAUUGCCAUUGUUAUAUUAAAAUUUUGUAAACUGAAUUUAAUGUUUUAAUUGACGAUGGACUGUAGCUAGUUUGCAGUGUUUUAAAAUAGUUUAGGGAACACAUUCCACACCUUAGUUACUAUUAAAUAUUGUGUUAUCAGCAAUAAUUGAGCGUUUUUUUAGAAAAUGUAUAUAUAAUGUGCAAAUGUACACGAAAUGCUCUGUGUGGAUUUAUGAAAAAGCAUUCAAACCACUUGGCUUGCUAAAAUAUCCGGUUUUCGUGAACUUUUAGCAAAAACCACAGAAGAUAAAAACAAUGGAAGUGCCUUAAACCUAGAUUACUAUCAGAAUCGCUGCCACCAAAACUCACACUAUCAUAAUGUUAAAUACUAUGGAAUCUUGGUAAUGGUUUGCCGCCGUUUCUAAUUUGAAAAGACGUAACAAAUUCUGGACUGUUAAUAUAAUUCAACAAGGUAAAGCCUGUUGGUAUACCGUUGAAAGUAAUAUCUAUUAUUAAAAUUAAAUAAUAUUAAACUUAACGAUAAUAUGGAACACCAUUGUGAUUAACAUUAUAAGUGCCGACUAUCAUUUUUGCACUCUAAAGUAGCGAAGUAAAGCAUUUUUCCACCAUAAAUAACACGACCUUAACGUUACAAGCGAAAAUGGCGGACUAAGAUCAAAUUUGCAUCCACUAAGCACUUCUAUUGUAUUUAUUGUUCUGUGGCUAUGUAAAACAAAAUAAUUUGAAAUAACGUCAUGUACCCUGCCUUCGUAACAGAACCGCAUAAAUAUUAUAGAUAAAGUAAAUAAUGUAUUGCUAGCGUACGGACGUAGACGUUGUUUUGAAAUUACCUCCGCAUAUUUUUGUACAAAGAAUUCGAUUUUAACAAUUUCAUAGGAUUAGUGGAAAGUAUCAUCUUCACCAGUACCUAUAUUGCAUGCACCUUUUCACCACGGGUUUUGAUCGGCCUAGAAAGCUAUACAAUAUUAUUGUUCCAUUUUAGCAACUUUCUUAUUCCUUAUAUGGGUAAAAGCAGGUUUAGUUCAUUUGAAUUGAAACCACACACAUUUCAUACUUUGCCUGUACUCUAUCUCCAUCUCUACCUGUAGUACUCAUGUGUAAUUUUUGAAUCAUUUUUAUAAAUAAUUUUUUUACCAAUGGCAUCAAUUUGGUGCUUCAUAAUAAAUAAUUACAACGCUCAAAAUGCACUGAUUAAUUCUAUAUUGUCUGACCACACCUAUGGUGAAAAAUAUUGCACUCGGAAAAGUUUUUCGAUCCCAUAUCAUAUAUUAACUGUACUUAAGAGCUUGUACAUAAUUGUCAUCAUUUUCCUCAUAUUAGUAAGUGAAUAGCUAUCGAAUAUAAACUUGCAUUUUAUAAAAAUAAAAUAUAUUUUCUAGACUUUUUAACAAGACACCGUAAAAAUCCGCUACCAUUUCGAUACUUUAAAGAGAUCCCUAAACUGCUAAAAUAUGUAUGUUCUUUAUAACCUCACAAUCAAUCAAAAUAAUAGUUUUCAAUAUUAAUAAGGUAAUAACGCUCAUAAGAUAAUAUAAAUAAAUUAUACUUACAUAGUUUUUGUUAGCAAAGGCAAAAGUCAUUUAUACAAAAUUGAACAAUGAACCGUGAUUACUGUAGUAAAUAGCUAACUUAGGUGCUUCAAAUUAUUAUUAUUUCGCUUAACGACAUGGCUUGAAAUUAGUAUACGUACUCUAUUAUUUAAAUUUAUUAUUAAUGCUCUCGUUUGCCAAUUUUUUAAGCGUACGCUUCUGUUGUGCGCAAAAUAUAUUAUUUAUUUCUAUUUAUUCCACGCAUUGACAUCGUUUUAUACUGAUUCCAAGCCAUUCUCAUAUUACCAAUGUUCUCUCAUAUCAUGAAUGUAUAUAGAUCGAAAUUAUAGAUUUAGUUAUAAAAAGUAAUCAUGAGAAAUAUCUGAGCUUUGUCGUUUAUUAAAAUAAGAUUGGGUACUUAAGUAUUUAGUAAUUAAUAAGGAUUUCCCACUCCCCGGGAAGGUCUUGCGCAAUAAUUAUAGCUAAUUACCUGUAAACCUAAUUAAUUUACCUUAAUUAUCUAUACUAAUCUGAUAGCUCUGUAAAUUCCACAUGUUACUAUAAUCUUAAUAAGUUAAAAUUUCGAAAUGUAGAUUAAGAUUUUAUAUAAUAAACCUAUUGAAAUGUAUCUUG
Molecule: messenger RNA, 5673 nt
Organism: Hyposmocoma kahamanoa
Lineage: Eukaryota; Metazoa; Arthropoda; Insecta; Lepidoptera; Cosmopterigidae
Gene: Sema2a
Product: semaphorin-2A
Exons: 16
Coding region: 321-2522 (733 amino acids)
Biological process (GO): negative regulation of axon extension involved in axon guidance; semaphorin-plexin signaling pathway; axon guidance
Molecular function (GO): semaphorin receptor binding; chemorepellent activity
Source: RefSeq, a predicted model, not a curated record